GUCCGGCCGGAACCAGGAUCAAUGAAAAUCGCAAGAUGGUAAGUGGGCCAAUCCUUAUUUUAUCGGGAAAAUAGCUGCUUAAAAAUCUAAUUUGUAGUGAAUGGGUUUUUGUUUGUCUUUGUUUGAGGUAUAAUGGCCACAUUUGCCUUGUAAAAUCGGCAUUCGUCAGCGUAUUUGUAAAAGUAUGCCUUGGCUAGUUCAAAGCAACUCAACGCAAGCGUUCCCAAACUAUGAAGUCAAAUUAUCGAUUAUUUCGAUGUCAAUCUUAGAAUCGAUUGUUAUAGGAAAAUUGAUAAUAAAUAAGAUUAAAAGCGUUGAUUUUAAUCAGUUCUCAGAUUGAUAACUUUCGAUUUUUAUGGAUGGUUGUGGUUUUAAAGAUUCUUCCGCAGAAACCCUAAAGUGUUUUUUAAUUAGACUGGAAGGAAUUUUUUUUGACAAGAAACAGUUUACAUGUGUUUGUCAUAACAUACCUUCAAGCCCUAUACCUAGGGCCAUUCCAGUUAAUAUUCCAAGGAUUUGAAAGUUGUUUCUAGGGUGGGUGGCUGUGUCGCCACCUUUUAUUUUUGGAGUAUUUUGAGGGGAAUGAGAAAAAAACGAAAGUAAUGUGCUUUUUCUGCGGGGUGGGGAUGGGGGGGAGGGGGGCUUGCUGAGUUGGUACUAUUCCGGGCUGUCAAUUCUCCUGGAUAAUCCGGGAUACUCCAGAUUCAUGGACCGUAUCUUUUGGUCUCCAGAUUAGAGUCUGAAAUCUCACAAGGCUGAUUGGUGAAGUUUGCCAUUGACUGUAGGCUUGACUUUCCAACAAUAAAAUUUCCAAUAUCUUGCAUUGUUUUAGCUAUUUAACUGUUGGCAUAAAACAUUUCCUCAUAAACUCCGGUAUGCUAUUGUUAUAUAGGCAAUAAUGUGAUUGGUGGGAAGUAAACUGAUCUGGCCCAAGUUGUUCCAAAGCUGGAUAGCGCUAUCCACCGGAUAAAUCACCAUCCAGUGGAUAAUUAGGGAAACCAAUUGCGCUAUCCAGUGAAUAGAGAUUUAUCCGGUGGAUAGCGCUAUCCACCUUUUCAACAACUGGGGCCAGGUCAAAUGUUACAAUGCCAACAACAUCUUUUUCGCGCAUUUGGAUUGGAGUGAAACAUGUCAAAGGGUUAAUCCUAUCCAUAACGUUUUUAUCAUUUUCUAAGUUACUGAUCCAGCCUCGUCCAGGUUUUGUUGAAUAUGCCUAACUUGACGAAAGAGAUCUCUGAACAGUGGAGAUCCAGACCUUCAGAUAAGGAGGGGGCCCGGUUGUCCAGACCCCGAGAUAAAGGGGUGUCCGGUCUCAAAAAAAAAUUUUUCGGCCCUUCAGGCCUCGUUAUGGUCUAAAAAUAAGGGGGGGAGGUGGGCAGGGCCCGUCCAGGCCUCUCCUCCGGAUCCGCCACUACAGAAGAAAAGAUUACAUGGAGUUCCUGUUUGGCUGACUUUUCCAACCAAGAUUUCUUUAGUAUAAACAUUUUGAUAGCUGAAGCAUAUUAUAUAUUUACCUGUCUUGCAACCGGCAUGUCACUUGCUUUGGGCAUGCAUGUAUUUCUGUAGAGAUUCGAAACUCUACAUGCAGACAUCUUCCACCAUAAUAAAAAGCAUGCAAACUCUGACGUUCUUUGCAAAGGAAACAGAAGUUUGCUUCAACAAUUUCAAAAGUUCAUGGUCUGUGAUUUAUUGUGAUUGGUUACUGGAUUUCAAUCCAUUUGCGUGUUUCUGUCUUUCAAUUUUCAUAUUUGCUUUUAUUCAUAAUUAUAAUUGACAGCAGGAAAAAACGUAAUCUUGUUAGCUAGCUUUUAAAAUUCAGAAUUUAUACGUUAUUGAAAAGCACAGGAAUAAACAUACAUUCUUGUCAAUUGCUCUUAUAAUGCUGCAGUUGUGACAGUGACUUCUGAUUGCAAUCUGUGGACAGGCACAAAGAAAAUAUUCCCAGAUAGAAUCUCAACAACAAUUAUCUCUUACUAGUCAUUGUUUCAUUGGACCUUUUCAAACAAAGCUCUAGUGAACACUGACUUUAAGACUUCACUGACUUUUUUCCUUCACCAGAGUGACGAGUUAAACAUUUGUGAUGUUGACCCUGAAGUUAUAGAGAAGGCAGGGAAACUCAGGUUUCGUAAAGAAAAAACUUUAGCUGCAAUUAUCAGUAAGUCUGUGGCAUGCAAGAGGAAAUUACAAUAAGAUCUAGGGUAGGGUUGGACAGGUGUAGACCUUACUUCAUGUACGUUGUUCAAAUCAGAGAAUUGUCUAAAGUAUAGUCUGCCAUGAAAAUGAAGCGAUUACCACUGAUUUUGCAUGCAACUUUUGCUUAAGCCCUAGUGUCCACACACAAAUUCUCCAGACCAGACUAAUCUCAAUACAUUUCUUGAGGAAUUAGUGAAGAGAAGUUGUUUAAAGAUCAAAUCAUUUUCGUUAGGUGAUCAUGAUGAAUUUGCAUAAACUUUUCUUUUUAUUAUGUAUUGAUAUUGUGGCCUUUCAGCCAUAGGGCUUGUUCAUGUUGGUUUUAUUUGUCAACAAAAUCAUUUUAUCACUUGGCAUAUAACACAAGAGGCAACCAAUGCCUCAGAGCUGAGUACCUCAUGAGAGGAAUGUCACAUGUUUAAUAGUACAACAAAUGUUUAACAAAGGGGAACUGUAGAAAGAACUGACACUAACAGUGUACACAAGCCCUUAAUUAUUUUUGUUGCAUUUAAGUAUCAGCCCUUCAUCAAAUUAAGUAAAUACACUGCAGAAUAAUUAUUAAAUAAUUAUUGUACUUUUGUUUUUGACUCUGAUAAAGGACUAACUGGUAGAAAAGACAGCUCUUUUGUUUCUAUAAGGUCUAUUAAUUUUAAUACUGAAACUGUUAUGUCUUACAUUUAGAUAUUGCAAUUUUUCUUAAUUCUUUUCUAGUGAAGAUUGAUGCGGAUAAGCAGCUUGUUAUUUUGGAUGAGGAACUCGAGGUAAAGCAAGUUUUUCCUUAUUUUAAUUCAUGAUUGGCAGUGAUCAGAAACGUUGUCAAGGAAGCCUAGCCCAAUUUUCAAUGUUAUUGUUUUCACCUUUAAGAUCUGUGGUGAUUUGUCCACAGAACACUCGAUCAUUAUUUUUAGGAUCCCCAUAAGACCCCAUUAAGCUAUGUCAGUGCUAAAAUUGUCCAAAAUUUAAUAUUAUGUUUGUGACAUCAUUUUGAUUCCAUCUUUAGAACCCAGAAAAUUAAUGUUCUGUAGAAUUUUAUUUUCUGACAGCAGAAGGUCUUUAUUCUGAUAAAGAUUGACUACUGCAGCUACAUCCUUCCUAGUGGAAGAAUGUAAAAGCAAGUGUUGGUAGUCUUCUUAUGACAAAAUUAGAUUUCUUUGUGAUUAUGAAGUUUGUCCAUUUCUGUUUUCGUUUUUUCUGUCCUAUUUGUGUUCUGCAAGUGCAUGUGUAGCCUUAUUUUUGAAAGUGAAUUAGAAUCUGUAUUUUGUGUAAAAUUUCCUGGUCGGUGGUUUUUCUAGUCAGAUACCCUGUCAACUCCCCCAUUUACUGUACAUGUAACUGAAUAUGAUGUAACCCCACGAUUAAAAAAAGACUUGAAACUUGGUGGGAAGGGUGUUAAACUGACUUCAGAGAAUGUUGAGUCAAGAGAAAUCUUUAAACCUUGUUGUUGCUUAUGUAAUAAUAAUAAUAAUAAUAAUAAUAAUAAUAACUUUAUUAAUCUCCUCAAAAAGGCUUUUCAGCUUUACAAAUAUGUCAAAUAUCUAAAACUUAGUUUUCCAAAAAUACCCUUAAAAAUGCUGUUUUAUUUUUACUUUAAAUACAUCUAAAUUAGUGAUAGACUGAAACUCGUCUGGGAGACUGUUCCACAGCUUUUGGCCUCUGAAGGUAAACGCGCGCUGACCUGCAGCCGUCUUACAGAGGGGUAUAUGUAGUCGGUCCCUAUUCCUAGUGUUGCAGUUGUGCACUUCCAAUCUGGUUUUAAACUUCUGACAAAGAUAUGGAGGUGCAAGUCCAUUUAAACAUUAAAAUACCAGGGUAGCAUCUCUAACCACAAGUUGUUUAAUAAUUUGGUAGCCAUUGUAACUGCUUAAGCAUAGGUGUAACAUGAUCAAAUUUCCUCAUUCCAGAAACUAUCCAGGCUGCAAAAUUUUGCACUGUUUGUGAUAGCUCGAUGUUUUUCUUAGUGGUAUUAGCCCAUACUGAUGAACAAUACAAUAAUUUACUGAAUACGAGAUAAUUAAUUAUAGUGAUCAACGUACGCUUAUCAAACAGGUGCAGAGAAAAAGUACUUGAUUUAUGUGUAGGUGUAGAGAAAAAGUACUUGAUUUAUUGUGUCAGUUUUUGUUUUAUUACAGGAUAUAUCUGUGGAGGAUCUGACAGAAGAGUUACCUGACCAUCUACCACGGUAUCCUUGUGUUAUUUAUUCUAAGUCUUAAGUAGUUUUCAAAGCAGAUCAGAGGUCAUGACAACAAUAUUAAAAUUAUUAUUCUUAAUCUUUCUACUAUACUAAUACAGGUUUUUGACAUCAACUUGUUGCCUCAACUAAUAAAAUGCAUAUGGUUGCCAGGCAUAAAAUGUGAGGGGGAAAAAACGUUCACAAUCAAAUUUUGAUCUGGCUAUGACAUCUGAUCUUAAGGCCUACUGUUGCUGCUCGCUGCCAAAUUUUAUGUUUUUUGUACCGUGAUGACUAUUCUUGAAAAGUUCUUGAAUUUUAGGGGAAGUCCUUAAAAAGACCUUAAAUUCUAUUUUUCCUUAAAAAGUCCUUAAAUUUCUGAGCAAGUCCUUAAAACGUUCUUGAAUUUUCUUCAACUUUAAAUUCAGUGGCAAAUUGGAAAGUGUUUUUUGAUGAUUUUUGGUUGUCUAAGACAGAAUAAUUAUGAAUCAUAACCCAGAGAAUUUAAAGGUUAUUUAGACAAAGUGCUCAAUGUUUAGUGCAUCUGCACAAUAAUUAACUAUCAAUUUAAGACAAGUGAACUGAAAAAUGUAGAGAAGUUGGUGAAGCAGACAGUUCAAGCCCUAGAGCCUUAUAAGAAUAAUUUAUACUGGGAAUGUGCGCUUUUGUAUAAUCUGUGAAAAUAUAUUCCUACACUGUAGUAGGUGGUCCUUGAAAAUCUAAUGCAACCCUUGAAAAGUCCUUGAAAAAUGGUUACACUUUUUUGAUAAUUCUUUCAUGGCUAUUGCGUGAUAAAGCAAAGUUUUGCUGUUCACUUUUCCAUGAUUUAAUUGAUUACAACCACUUUCAGUAAAUUUAAGUCACUAUAGUACCAUAUAGAGUCUCAUUGAACACAAAGUGUGUCAGUAUCAAAAGUAUAGCUUUAAAUUUGUUUUAAAGUGCUUACAAGGAGUGCUCCAAGCUAAACAUUUUUCAAAGUCACCUUUUGACAACCUAAAUAAAAUGGUCACCAGAUAUUACAAAUUUUGGUUGCCAGAGGGAAGAAAGUGUUCUUGAGUUGUGUUAAUAAUAUUAUUUUAUGGAGGGUUCGAAAUAAUGAACAUGGCUUCCCUGCAUUUAGCGCGGUGGAAUUUGGAGGUGCAUGCGAUCACAUCUCAAGGCUUUAUAUAUGAAUUUUUUUACCCAGACAAAUUUCAAGCCAAAGAGACAAAAUAUAUUAUAAAAAUUUCUUGCAAAUGACGAAAAUAAUGUGAUAUUAAGUUGCCAUUUUUUUUUAGAUAUUUGCCAUAGCAACCAAAAUAAGGCAGCUUGAAUUGUGAGUAGCAAUACUUACUUAGUUCCCAGUGUAGACUGUCAGCUUUAAGGGAGGGGGUUGCAAAGCCCUUUUUAGGUUGGACAUUUUUGGGAUCCAAAGGACUUUCUAGGUUUAGAAAUUUUUUCAGUGACUAUAACUUGGGUAGGAUUAAAAUACACUGACUUUUUGAGUGGGUUGAUCAUGAUGUACAUAAGGCAAAAUCCAAGGUAACCUUCACUUUAAUGUCAAAUAACAGUACUGUAAUCCAUUUUAUUUGAUCAUCGGCAUUCGGUAAAAAUUUUGUUGUGGGGGCUGAACAUAAUUUGCCCGAAUGAAACUUGUUGGUCACAGGUGCACAAGAUGAUUCUUUCGUGACGUCAAGUUUUCUUCGCCAUGCCGUGAGAGCACGGGCGUUCAAAGUAGUGCAAAUAUUUUCGGUAAAUCGAGAUGAACAUUUCUAAAAUACAAAACCAUGAAGUGAGAGAUAAAACGUACCCAUUUGGGCUCUAAAAGAAGUGUGAAGAACGAUUACUUCGACACCAGGAUGGAGGUAACUUUAUAUAGAACAGGUAAAAUGUCAUGGAGACCAUUUUGCGGGAUGCGGGAUGAAGACAAAUAAAUCAAGAUAUUAAAUAAUAAAAUAUUUUUUACCGUGUCUUUGCCCGAACAGUACAUCAGUUUUGCCCGAAUAAUACCAUUUUUUUUCCGACAGGGGGGGCUGCAACCCCCCCAGCCCCCCCGCCCCGUACGCUAAUGUAUUUGAUACAGAUAGAUCUAACCUUUACAUGCAAAUGCAGGUUGGGAGACUUAGCAAUUUGUUCAUAAAAGGUUUUUUCAUGGACAGCAGAAAUUGUCAGGUUCUGGGCUGUCAAACUCUUUCUUUUUUGGGGGGUGGGGGUGGGGGGGGGGUUGACAGUUUGGCCUCAUUUCACCUUCCUGGUGCUAUUGUUCCUAAAUUCCGCUGCAUGCAGAGUAAAACAUGGCUUCAAUUUUACCUCAUGCAGUGUAUGGUGUUUGUUUACAUGUCUGUUUGAUUCCUUAAUCAUCUUCUUCAGCUAUGUAUUGUACAGUUAUGUUCUUAAGCAUGAUGAUGGCAGAGUAUCGUACCCACUGGUUUUCAUUUUCAUCAGCCCUCAGGGUAAGAACAGGUUACUGAGCUAUGUUGAUUAGUAUAGGUAAUCAUACAACUUAAAGUUCAAUAUGGAUUUUUUUGGCACAUGUGUAUUUUUCAAAAAGUAUCAAAAUUAUUUACAUUCAUUUGACAUUUCUCACAAUAUCAUACAAAGCUGUCUGAAUGAUUGAAUAUUUUAUAACAGUUUGUUGAGGUCAGCAGGUUCAGAACUCUCAAUUUGCUGGAAAAUUCCCUCUUCUUUUCAACAUAAUAUUUAUUAGUGCCUAUUAAACAUGUAUUGAUUUUUUGAUAGCAUUAUUACUCGUAUGGGCCAAUUUAUACCACUUUCCCAUUGGUCAACUCAAGGUAGUAUAAAUAUGCUCAGCCAUGGGCUUGUUGAACAGCAUUUUUGUCAUGCCUUGUUGCAGCGAAUAGUUCCAAGCGGCUGAUUUAUAUAUGCAGCCUUGUUUGAUUUUAAGUGCCUAAUAAGAGUACAUUGGGAAUUAAUGUACAUUUCCAAGUUUUAUUGUAUGGCCUUGUCUACCCUCUGAAGUGAACUAGUCCACAGACAUGGAUGGAAGGUUUUAUCUUUGUGAAUAUCAGUUUAUGAUAAAUGAGUCAAUGUUUCAAAUUUAGGGACUAAACCUGAGCUGCAGAUGAUGUAUGCUGGUUCAAAGACAAACCUUGUUAAAAAGCUAGGGGCAACAAAGGUAAAUAUGAAUGCUUUGUGUUUGUUCUGUACAAUGUAAAAUUUCACAUUGUGUGUAUGUGUACCUGAAAGGGCACAUUAUAUCAAACAUCUAGAAAACAAGAACUCAAAUCCACCCCGUCCUCUGGAGAAAAAAGCCCUAAAAUAAUACAUUUUAACAUCUUCUUCUCCUGCCCAAUUUUUAAUGAGGUUAAAUAAAUAUUUAUUUAACAGAGUUAACAACAAGGAGCGCGAGCGUGGUCAGCGGUCGGUCGUUUGGCUCAAGCGCGGUCAGCCUUGCUUGCAUCACCUCCAUGUGCUCAAUACAGUGUUUUCGUGGCGGCCAUUCUCUUCGUUUAGCCUUUGGAUCAUUCUUUUACCGUCUGAUUCUCGCUGUUUUCUUUGCUGUUGCGGUCAAACCGUUUUCUUUCUACGUUGUCUUCGGCUACGCCUGGAUUUUGUGCAAUCGCUGUUUCUUCGUAAUUCGGGGCGACAAUGUUGGCGGGACGUUCGUCCCGGCGUUUGGCGGGGCGUUACAAAUCGAUAAUUUCGAUACUCGAUAAAAUCGAUUGUAAUCGAUAAUUUUCGAUACUAAUUACUUGAUUAAUAUCGAAAAUCGAUAGAAAUCGAUAGCGGAGGUUUUUGUGAUUAUCGAUUUUGAUCGAUUUUAUCGAUUUCUGUAAUUAUAGUUCGAUUUUAAUCGAUUUCUAUCGAUUUCUAUCAAAAAUAUCGAUUUCGUCAAUGGAACUCAGACAAAGAAGAAGACAGAGCUUAAAAGCAAGGAACAAAAGGCAAAUGGAUAUCGUAAGGCCAAAAAACGGGAAAUAGUACCCGUUCUUGAUAUUUCCUGUCAAGGAAACGACGAUAAAAGACUGAAAGCAGUUAAAAGACCGGUAUAGGCAGUUAAGGACGGACGAGACGUAAAGUUAACCCUAGCCGGUCUUAAACCGCAUGCGGUUUGUCGGUGGCUUCAACGUACUGUACUCUGGAGUUAACACAUACGCUUUCUUUAUCCCACACCUUGAGUCGAUAAUAUAAAAUACCUUUAAUCAGCCUUAAUGUACUGUAAACAAACUACAAAGGUUUUUAAAACUGUAAUAAUAAUGCACUUGUCGCUAGACUCAAAAAUUGAAACAUGCUCAACGAUAACGAGAGAAAAAAAACGCAAAAACGAUGCUCGUUCAGUUUUAGGUAAACCAACUUUGUUACGCGUAGACGAGUAAAUAGAGACCUUUAGAUUGGACUACGAGUACGAGAUUGAGUACGAGUACGAGUUUUCAAACCAAAUUCGUCCGCAUCAUAUAACUACUUAUCACACCAAUAUUAUCCCUAACGUUUAUUUGUGUGUUAGUCAGCAACAGGAAAGAGUUAUAGUUCGGGGGGAUACAAUUAUAUCGAAAUUCCAAAGUCGUACUCGUACUCAAUUUCGUACUCGUAGUCAAAUCUAAAGGUCGCUAAUAAGUAACAACUGUUUCACCAAGUAUUUGUUGUAAAUUAACUUGAGCGAACAGCCAAGAAGAUAACACCUCCAUCCACACGCGACGUAAAUGAAUCAAGUGAGCAAAAAGGUCAUUACACAUGAAUGACACAACAAAAGGCAAUAGACCGCGAGAAUAAAAGUUACAAUUUGUACGAAAAGAAUGCAUUGCAAAUAUGCUCCAACAAUUUCAAGAGAAACAAUAGGUGAGAAAGGAUCUGGAGAAGUUUCUCUUUUCUCUCAUCGUAAUAGUAUAAGCAAGCUAUGUUAUUAUUCAAAGUUAAGCAGGCUUUGAAUUUUCUGCUCUUCUUCUUUCAAUAUAUCUUGAGGUUGAGUGAGUUUCUCCUUCCUGUAAGUUCUCACGAGCUUGACGGACUUUUGCUAUAAGUUCUGGUUUUUUUCGUUGGAUCUAUAGGUCACAUUUAGACUGUCUAACACCUCUUUGAGAAGGAAGACAGUCAUGUCUUCUAGUGGCCCCAUUUUACGUUUCUCCUUUUCUAACUCUUUCAGUUUCUCCUCCUUCCUCCGAGACUCUUCUUCUUCCUCUUCCAGCUUUGGCAGUAGAAUUUCCAUCGCCUCCGCGUCUACUUUCAAAGGCCACUUUCUUUCCCCUUGGAGGUUUCCGAAAGUUAGCAAAUGUGUUUUGCAUUCACUCCACAUUAUUUCUUUUGUGGGUGAUAACAACCACUUGCUAUUUUCCUUUUUUAAGAUCGAAAGAACUUGAAAGCAAACUGAUAUUUUUUCUUUCGAGUCGUUUCCUUUCUUCCACUCAAAGACAGGAACAGGGGAUUUAGAAAACGUGUUACGCACCAGCCGCAAUACCAAACCGCAUCUCAUACCGAGACGUGGGACCCAGAAUGCCGCUAUAUCCUCAAAAUAUAGUCCGUUUUCUGAUCUAGUUGGUGCUACGAGCCUUUCUACCCGUUCGUAGAAAUCAUUCCUUGAGACAGCCAUCCAUCUAGCCAUUCUAGAAGUAGAUGGCUUAUACACUUUUCCCUGCUGAAGAGACAAAAAUUCCGCAAUGUGAUAAAAUUCUCCAUCAUACUCAACAUAGUUGGGUGGAACUGAACAUUGUGAAGCUGCUGAUGUUUUCUCCCCGUAAUUAAAUCUCCUUCGUCUCUUCAAGUGGAACGUGCCUUCAUUCUGCUCGUCUUCCUCCAUCAUGGAAAUAUCUGACGCCGUCGCAGCAACUAGGUCCUUAUAUUGUUCCAUCCCUUUUACGUUCCCAUGCGAUGUACAAACAAAGGCAUACGUUUCUCUCUCUGAGUCUGUAGAGAAUUUGAGAUUUAAGCAUGAUUCGUGGAACCAGUUGUCGCACCCUGGAUAAUCACAACCAAUCCAGUGAGUCGUCUUUGGAGCUUUAAAGGCAGGAUUUGCGUAUUUACAGGUACCCUUCUGGAAAAGAUGGCAAUGCCUUGGGUCAUCAUCGUCAUCGACAUCACCAUUUUCCUCUCCUCCUUCUUCUCGGUCAAAUGCAUUUGACCUUGGGAUGGAGGACGCUGCCAGAUCAGAUAGCGCAAAGGAAUAGCAAUGUUCGUUAGUCUCAGCAGCAGAACAUAGAACAUCGUUUUCCACGUCUAGCAAUUCUUCUACGGUUAUAGUGUCACUUUCAUCAGGACCGUCACGUAUAUCAGCUAAGGCUUCUAUUCCUGGGUUGAUAUACAGUAUGUCCCCUGAAUCAUCUAAUCUUAAUAUGUUACCAGCAGCUAAAAGUGGCAGCAUGCCUAGUCCCUCGAUGGUUUUCAGAACUUCUUUUCUGCCUCCUUGAUGCCGCUCAAGAUUUCAUCUUCCACAAACUCUGGCCAAGAUGUGCGAGAAACAACUGGAGGCUCCUUAAGUUUCAGCUCAUCGAGUUUUGCUAUUCUGCCGCAAAUGUCGAGCAUGUCCAGCAUACAAAAAUUUGUUUUCCUUUACAAAACCCACGACAGCGUGCAAAAAGUCUUUCACAACUGUCAGAACCAAACGUAGAGGGAUUAAAAGAUUGAUCGGGGAAGUACUCCGAAAAUAAUUUUCUCGACAAUAUAAGCGAGUGUCCCGCAAGCACUAUAUCGUUGUACGUUUGUAAGGAUAUAAAAGAGGACUCUAUUGGAUAAUUUGACAUCUCUACCCAAGCUUUCCAUAAUCUGACAAAGCAAACUGAAGACCAAGCAAGCUUUGACCGUUCUUUCACAGUGAGAUUUUCAUCUGUAUAUGCACGUAGCAUGUUAUGUCCUACUUUAAGGUAAACUCGAAUUGCUUGACUGCGGUCCUUAUUCCACUCGCUCAAGCAUUCUCGGACUUCAGGUUGCAAAAUUCGUAGCGCUGCAGCCACGUUCUGUUUGUCCCUGACGAAAAUGUCACUUUUCCAUAAUCCACUUUUUAAUUUGUUCGCCUCAUACAACCUCAUUAGAUCUUCAAUCAUGACAAACGAAUCUCCUAGAACCAGGACGCGACGCACGUUUAGAAUCUGGUUUCUCCAUUUUUUGAUUAGGUGCUUCCAGUCAGGAAACAUAACAGUAGGAAUUCUCAGGCCAUGAACAUUCUUGACCACAGAAACAAAACUGAACCCCUUGUGAGAUACCGAAAUCACUUCAUCUACCAUGCCAUGCCUUUUACUAAACUCAUCAAGAAAGUAUCUUCUAAAUUUAGAGUCUCCAUCCGCACCUAUUCCGAGAAUCUGCAUAUUAUGUUGAGCACCCCAGUUUAAUGCGUCCACGAACCAAUUCCUCACUGAAGCCCAGUCUUGCCCCUUAACUACUGGUGAAAUUGCAAGGGUAAAACUAGGAACGUGCUCUUGCAGAGGAGUCAACACAAACGCAUUAGCUUGCCGCGCCUUUUCCUUACUUUGGUCAUUUGUCACCUCGAUAAUAUCUUGUGCAGUACGUACAAAAUGUCCUCUUCAGAUGCAAUUCCUACGAUUCGAUUGCCUCUUACUCUAAGGCAUGGUGAAAUUGCAGUAGCAUCUAUGGCCAGGACAAAUGGUCCCGUAUAACCAACACGUUGAUAGAAUGAGGCCGCUAUUCCAAACUGAUCUUCUGUUAGUUUAGUUGCAAUAGGAACCUUGCGUCGGGCUGUUGCAUAAGCAGUCUGCAGACUCGGCCCGCCAAUUUUUUCCCCUGAUUAUCUUUAGCAAGGCCGGUCCUCCAUAAUCUAGAAUAAUUGCGAACAAGGACUUUGUGUCGUCAUUCCAGCAUUUUUUCUCAUUUAUGUUGUGCGCAAGAAGAUCGGACACAAUCGAAAUGAAUUCAGUAUUUUUUUGGUCUUUCCUUUCUACUACUGCAGCCAGCUGAAGCGCGAUUUCUGGCAGCUGCUGUUUUAGACAUUUGCUUUUCAGAUCAUGCUGUAAUGCGCAAAUGACAUCUUCUUUUACCGAUAACUGUAGUCUAAGUUCAGCAAUUUUUUUUCGAUACAAUUCUGAUAAUGAAGCUUUCUCCGCUAUAUGUUGAAUACAAGAGGUGGCAAUGUCUAAACGGCUCUUUUUAAAAUUUUCCUCUGAUGCUCCUAACAGACACUGGAACCGGAAGGAGUCCCUGACCCUCUGGGUAUUGUCUCUACUUUCCAUUAACAUAUUUGAGAUUUCCCUCUCCAUAUGCGACUUUUUUGGACUUUGGACAAAUCGGAGGAAUGUAAUAAUUUUUCAGUCUCUAUCCUAGCCUCUGAAAGCCGGUUCAUGUAUACAAAUUUUUCGUUGUAUACGAUCUCUUCAACUGAAACGCGUUGUUUUGAGUUGUCUUGCUGAUCCCGCAAAGGAGAUUCUGUCAUCAUCAUUUCACUCAGCCUCUGUCCGAACGCCCUGUUCAUUUCUCGGUGUGUAUUUGCAACUGCCUGUGAAAAUAGAAAUCAAUUAAACAUUGGGUCAGAUGACUUGAGUUGGAAAACCCUUAAAACAUCGCUUAAAAAGACGCGGAAUCAAAACAAUGAAAAAAAAAAAAAAAAGAACCCACGCUGUAUACCUUUUCUCUUUGUGCAUAAGACACCAUUUCUGCAACCAUGACUGUUUUGGCACUUGCGCUCCGAGAUGUUGAUGGGCUGGGGGAAGACUUCUGUUUGGCGGUUCCAAAAUAACUCGUCAGCAGUUUAUUUCCUGUAAGAAAGAUGUUCGUGCGUGUGUGUUAAAUACGCUACGGUGUAUACAGCCCGCCCCUCACAGCAUAAUAUCGCUGAGCAGAUUCGUUGGUUAAGUAUUAAAAAAACAUAUUAAAAUAAACUGAAUGAUCACUCAAUAGAUCAACUACUCUUUUAAAGGAAAACAGCAGAGAGUUGUCAAAUAUUCGAAUAAUAUAGGUUUUUCUUACAAUAGUGAUAUAUUUGAACUAAUACAACUUUUUUAGUAUAUUUCCUGUUCUGUUUUAUUGAGUAAAUUAAAUUAUAUUUUAUUUUUCCUGGACUUAUUUAGAUUCUGAAAACUUCUUUUUCUUCGUGUUUAGUAUCAAGAAUAGAUCGGAUUCAAACUGACCAAACGCGGGAAUCAACUGCCAGAUUCUCUCCCCAGUAUCUUUUUCACACGUUCACUGACUGCCGGUGUUUGUGCUAAUUCGUGUCACACGUUCACUGACUGCCGGUGUUUGUGCCAAUUCGUGUCUCGGGUGUGUUAACGUUUGUUUUCUCUCGGUUUUCUUGAUCUUUGUUGAAACUGGUUCAACCAUGGAAGAUAAAGAAUACGUUGAAGUGUCAGUCAAGAUAGCAGAAAAAGAACUGCCUGAUUUGAAGAAAUUUGUUGAAGAGCGUUGCGGAGAGAUUAAAGUAAUGGAAAAUGCGGUGAAUGGUACCAAUGGUACGCAGUGUUGUUUGUUUAUUUCACUCAUGAAUGUUAUGUGUUUUGAGAUGUUUUUAAGCCUCCUCCAUUAUAGUUUAAACUGCAAAAAUUUAGAUUUAGACCUUGUGGAACUGACACUGAAUUUUAGGAGCGAUUUAAGACAAGAAUGGUCUUAACCUUUUCCACACAGGAAAAAGCACGUGUAAUGAAGCGACAGAAGCUACCGAAGCUACAAACGCUCAAACGCAAGUCGUGGAGAUUACAGACGAAGCAGAUCAAGAAGCCGGUGCAGCUAAGAAGAAUACGGAAGAUGUCAUUCUUUUACCGAGGGAAAUCGCUUCAAAAGUUUCGAGAUGGCUCCUCACAAAAGGGGUUUCCCAAACAUUCUUUGCUAAAAGGGUAGUGAAUAGGUCCCAAGGUUCUUUCUCAGACUACAUCACAAAAGCGCCAAACGAGCUGCCAAAAACACAUGGCCGGGCAAUAUGGGUAACCUUGAACGCUUUUCUAAACGACCCCAAACAGCAAGCCGCAUUGAUCGAUGAAUACAAGAAAGGUAAAUAUCUAUUUAUAGUUGUUGUAUUUACAUUCUUUUAUAAUAAAGUGAAAUAUCAUUGCUCGUCACCUUCUUGGUGACAAUAUUUAUAGCAUGACACCUUUACCACCGCUGACGGUUAGGCUCGACCACUGUAAGUCAUUGAAUGACAAAAGGUUAGUAUAGGGUUUCUUGACUAAAUUAAUUUUUUGCUUUAAAUUAUUUUAGUGUCAAAAUCACGGAGGAAAGAAAUUGAUGAAAGUGACAAGCCUCCAAAAAAGGCGGUUAAACGAUACAGCGACCUCGAAUUAUCCACGCUAGAUUCCGUCUUCAAGUCAUCGAACGGAUUGCCUGAAAGAAGCGUACUAGAGCGAACGGCCAAGUUACUAAAACUAGAAGAGCGACAGGUAAGCCUAGAAUAUUUCUUUGCAACAAAUUGGUAAACGAUCAAAUCAAACUGAAAACUUCGAUCAAUUCGUUGCUAAACUUUACAGCUGAGUUGUCGAUUUGACAUCUUUGUUUAGCCUUACCUUUAGGUUUACUUGACAAAACAUUAUUGUCGUCGUCCAAAUACCAUCCAGCUUUUAUUUUGUGUGACUCUUCCUUGCUAUGGCGCUUCACCAGCCACAUCGUUUUAGCGCUAUCUCCAUAGGUUAAAGUCAAGCCACAUGAAUUACAAGUAAUCGAGUUCUUGAAAUCACUGUCGGAUGUCAGGGGCCGAAAAUCACGUUUCUGUAAUUCUUGGUUCACCUGAUGUAUGUCUUUAUGAGGGGCACUGUCGGUAACUUCGAAAAGAUAUAUGCUUAAAAUAAUGCAUGAGAAAAAGGAAAUAUAAUGCGCCAUAGCACCGAUCUGCUUGUACAAGAGACUAAUCUCGACUAAUGCAUGGUUCCACGUGGACACAGUAGGAGUUAAGUUCAUGCGGUAUUCUUGCGCGCGGGCUCGUUGCAAUUACAAAAUGAGUUGCGUUGGUGCUAGGAAUAGACGCUGAAUAGAAAGUAUCCAGGUAGCCUUCAUGGAGAGUUGACCAAACAUUUAUUUACUUAUUUAUUUCAUUUAUAUUUUGUGACUUCCAGGUGAGCGUAUGGUUUAACAAUCAUCGCAGGAAACAAAAGCAGGGAACUUACAAGCCGGGGCAGUAUACGCAGAAUCAGGGGGGAAGCAGUGACGAUUCGGGAGCUACUCCACAGUGACAUGUGACCAGUGACUUGUUUUAUCUGGUUUUAUUUAGUUUGUAACCUGGUACACGUGAAUUAUGAAAAAAUAAAGUAAUUUUAACUGAUUUCAUAUAGAAAACCACAAACUUGUCUGUUUAUUUUGUGCUAUCGUCCAUCGCAUCCAUCAACCCUGUUGGAAUAAGGAAUAACACUGAGCAUUAAUAAGAGGAUUAAUUGUACAGUGUGCUGUUAUCGCACUGCGAAUGAAGUGGGUUCGUGGUCUGGGAAGUUUUCUUGUUCACGUGUUCACUCUUAAUCACGUGACCUUUCACCAUCAUCUGCUAUCACAUACCACGCGUACUACCCACAAACCUUAAACCGGAAACCUGGAAAUCCAAUGUUUAUCCGCUGAUUAACUCACCAAAGCCGAUUUAUGUUAAAUAUCAGCCAUAGAACGCACAGAAAGCAACAUUCAGCUUAUGCAGAAAUGAAAUUCAUUCCAAGAUUGACUCAAUUCAACAUGGUUUUUGUUGUAGCAGUACGCCACGUUUACCAGCGUAAACAAUUCCACUGGUGUUCUUACGCCGCUUACACAGUGUGCUGUCGUUUUCGUCCGAGCUACGAGUCUAAAAACUCAGAAAAAUUGCUUCAAAUGCGAAUGAGUUAUCUGGUUAUCACAGAUUAUCGCCAAGACUGGAAGAGGUUUUGACGUUCAGUUUUCGGUAAGAAAGAAAAAAGUUCCUUGAUUCUAAAUUGACUUGAUAUAAUUUUUUUUUCAAUGUCCUCAAUCGACCGGAUAAAUCGAUAAAAUCGAUAAUCUCGGUCUAAGUCUUGUGAUUAUCGAUUUCUAUCGAUUAUUUUAGCUAAUCGAUUAACAAUUAUCGAGUAUUAUCGAGUAAUAUCGAGUAAUCGAUUAGUUUUCGAUGAUCGAUUUCUAUCGAUUUGUAACGCCCUGCGUUUGGCCAUGGUUUUUGCUUGGGUGUUUUGUCUGAUACUUCAUGGUUGGAUAGUUCGACAACAGCUUGGUUGCGGUGUUUUUCGCGGAAUGACUGUGGUCUUGCGUUUACUUGCUUAACGGUCACGCGGCUCACGAUUUUAGCGUUCUAGCGGUCCAUGAGCUUAGCCGUCUGCCGGUCCACGAGCUUAGCGGUGCGGUCAAGCGAUUCGCGAGCCCAAAAGGUGAAGCGAUCCUCAAGCUUAGCGGUGAAGCAGUCCUCGAGCUUAGCGGUGAAGCGGUCCUCGAGUUUAGCGGCGAAGCAGUCCUCGAGCUUAGCGGUGAAGCGGUCCACGAGCCUAGCGGUGAAGCGGUCCACGAGCUUAGCGGUGAAGCAGUCCUCGAGCUUGGCAGUUCAGCGGUCCACAAACUUAGUAGCGGUCAACCGAUUCACGAGCUUAAAGGUGAUGCGGUCCCCGAGCUUAGCGGUGAAACAGUCCUCGAGCUUAGCGGUGAAGCGGUUCACGAGUUUAGCGGUGAAACAAUCCUCGAGUUUACCGGUGAAGCAGUCCUAGAGUUAGCGGUGAAGCGGUCCACCAGCUUAGCGGUGAAGCGGUCCACGAGCUUAGCGGUGAAGCAGUCCUCGAGCCUAGCGGUGAAGCGGUCCUCGAGCUUAGUGGUGAAGCAGUCCUCGAGCUUAGCGGUGAAGCGGUGCUCGAGCUUAGCGGUGAAGCAGUCCUCGAGCUCAAGUUUAGCUGGCAUUCAGUUGAGUUGUCCGCCACCAGCUUAUCAGUCUCCGCCUGUCAACGGUCAAACUCACAUGGAACGUGGCUACUUCGUCACAGCCAGGAGUAUCAAAUUGAGCGGUUUUUGUGGCGGUUGCGUCAGCGUGAAGCUGUUGGAAGCGGUUGUUUUUUUUUGCGUCCCCCCUCCACGCAACCCUCUAUGCCUCCUUCCACUGUUUCGUCUUGCUUCAAUGUGACGGGUGCCUGGAAAGGGGGGCCAUGGCUGGGUUGCGGGGAUUUGCCAGCCAUGGGAGAGGAUUCUAGGGGCUGGCUGACCACAGUGGAGGCCCUUGGAUACCCCAGGCACUAACAUUCCUUCUAGUAUUUUUGUAGUAAAUAGUUUUACUAGUUUUACUAGUACUAUAAAAAUAUUAUAGUCUUGUUGUUUUGUUUUAUGGAGUGUUUGAGUUGGACGUUUGUGGCAUUAUGAGGCGUUCGGGCUGGUCGCGUUUGUAGUGUUUAUGGGGCAUUGGGGUUGGACAUUUGUGGCGUCUACAGGGUUUGUAUUGUUUAUGGAGUGUUUGUGGGUUAGAAGUUUGUGGCGUUCACAACGUUUGUAACGUUUCUGAGGCGUUCAGCCUAGUCUUUUUAUUUUUAUUUAUUUAGUUAUUCUUUUUGUGGCGUGGCGUAAGGGGUAGCGUUUAUGGUGCUUUGCGGUGGGACCCUUGUGGCGUUCACAGCAUUUGCAGCGUUUAUCAGGCGUUUGGGCUGGUCAUAUUUUUGCCCAUUUCGAGUGUUUGCAGCAGUUAGGGGGCUUUGGGGCGGGACCCUUGUGGCGUUUACAGUGUUAGUAGUUUUUUAUUGGGCAUUGGGGUUGGACAUUUGUGGCGCUUUUCAGCGUUUGUAGUUUUUAUGAGGGAUGCACGCUGGUCUUUUUAUUUUAUUCAUUUAUUUAUUUAUUUUUGCGUGGCGUUGCGUUUAGCAUUUAUGGGGCAUUGGGGUGGGACUCUUGUGGCGUUUACAGGGUUAGUAGGUUUUUAUUGGGCAUUGGGGUUGGACGUUUGUGGCGCUUUUCAGCGUUUGUUGCGUUUAUGAGGCAUGCAGGCUGGUCUGUUUAUUUAUUUAUUUAUUUAUUUAUUGUGUGGCGUGGCGUGGCGUGGCGUUUCGUGUAGCGUUUAUGGGGCAUUGGGGUGGGACCCUUGUGGCGUUCACAGCAUUUGCAGCGUUUAUCAGUGGUUGCAGCAGUUAGGGGGCUUUGGGGCGGGACCCUUGUGGCGUUUACAGUGUUAGUAGUUUUUUCUUGGGCAAUGGGGUUGGACAGUUGUGGCGCUUUUCGGCGUUUGUAGUGUACAUGAGGGAUGCAGGCUGGUCUUUUUAUUUUAUUCAUUUAUUUUAUUUUAUUUUUUGGCGUGGCGUUGCGUUUAGCGUUCAUGGGGCAUUGGGGUGGGACCCUUAUGGCGUUUACAGUGUUAGUAGGUUUUUAUUGGGCAUUGGGGUUGGACGUUUGUGGCGCUUUUCAGCGUUUAUGAGGCAUGCAGGCUGGUCUGUUUACUUUAUUUAUUUAUUUAUUUAUUAUUAUUAUUAUUAUUAUUAUUAUUAUUAUUAUUAUUGUGUGGCGUGGCGUGGCGUGGCGUGGCGUUUCGUGUAGCGUUUAUGGGGCAUUGGGGUGGGGCCCUUGUGGCGUCCACAGCGUUUGUAGCGUUUAUGAGGCGUUUGGGCUGGUCGCCUUUUUGUGGCAUUUAGAGUGUUGGUAACGCUUAUGGGUCAUUGGGGUGGGACCCUUGUGGCGUUUACAGUGUUUUUUAUUGUUUAUGGAGUGUUGGGGUUGGACGUUUGUGGCUUUCACAGCAUUUGUAGCGUCUAUAAGGCGUUCGGGCUGGUCCUUUUGGUGGCGUUUAGAGUGUUAGUAGUGUUUAUGGGGGAUUAGGGUGGGACCCGUCUGGCGUUUACAGCGUUAGUAGUGUUUAUGGGGCAUUGGCGGUGAACAUUUUUGUGGCGUUUACGGUGUUUGUAUUGUUUAGGAAGUGCUUGGGAUGGACGUUCGUCAAGUUCACAGUGUUUGUAGCGUUUAUGAGGCAUUUGGGCCAGUCAUUUUUGUGGCAUUCAGCGUGUUUGUAGCGUUUAUGGGGCAUUAGGGUUGGACCCUUGUGGUGUUUACAGAGUUAGUAGUAUUUAGGGGCGUUGGGUUGGACGUUGGUGGCGUUUGACAGCAUUUGUGGCAUUUAUGGGGCGUUGGUGUUGCACGUUUGGCACUUGGGUUUUGUUUCGCCUUUAUAUGCUUCUUCAUGCUCAACAUAGGUGGGUGCCUCCGGGUUUGGUGUAUUGGGGCUCAGGCUUCUCCUAGCCAUGAGCCCCUUCUCUCCGAGCUUGGAAUUCAGCUCGGAGGUCCCUUCGGCUUGGCGUGGGGGCUCAUGGCUGGAGGGCGCGGGUUUGCCAGCCAUGGGGGCGUAACUCUGUCUAGGGGCUGGCCGUGCCAUAGGUGGAAGCCCCUGGACAUCCCGGGCACCUACCUCCACUCAGCGACGCAGUUGUUAAAUGAGGUUAAAUAAAUAUUUAUUUAACAGAGUUAACAACAAGGAGCGCGAGCGUGGUCAGCGGUCGGUCGUUUGGCUCAAGCGCGGUCAGCCUUGCUUGCAUCACCUCCAUGUGCUCAAUACAGUGUUUUCGUGGCGGCCAUUCUCUUCGUUUAGCCUUUGGAUCAUUCUUUUACCCCCAUCCCUCCCCCCCUUAAGUCUUCCACUGUUAUCAGUGUGACGGGUGCCUGGUUCCAUUGGCGUGGGGGCUCAUGGCUGGAGGGCGCGGGUUUGCCAGCCAUGGGGGCGUAACUCUGUCUAGGGGCUGGCCGUGCCAUAGGUGGAAGCCCCUGGACAUCCCGGGCACCUACCUCCACUCAGCGACGCAGUUGUUAAUGGAACCCAAAAGCCUUUAAGACGGAAUCCAUCCUAGGAAAUUGAGUAUUUUAGUUGUCAGUGGACAAAAACCUUGUGCAAGAAUAUUUUAUAAUUCUUUAUUACACUUUUUGAGGGCUAUAAAUGUAAUAAGUUGUGUGAAAUUAAACUCGAAGGAAAACUUCUUAUGGGAGCACAAGAAAACAACCUUCAAAAGCUUCCAAUUUCACAAAAUAUGAAAUCUUAUGCAUGACAAUUUACCAGUGUUUUAUCAAUUCCUUUGAAAUUUGAAAUUUAUUUUCUCAGGUUCCUAUAAGAAAUUGUCUUUGGUGUUUAUUACAGAUAACUGUUAAAUUACAUCUAUAGCCCUUGAAAAGUGUAAAAAAGAAUGCAACAAUUAUUGGCUUAAAAUAUUCUGGUACACCUUGUACAGGUUUUUGUCAAUUAAAAUUACCCAAUUUACAGGUGGAUUCUGUCUUAAUAUUGAAAGGAUGGCCUUUUUAUUUUAUGCUCCAGGAGAUUUUCCUGAAAGAUGCUAUUUGAAGCUAUCUAGUUGAAGUGAUUUCUUGUCAUCUUUGAUCUUUGUUGUGCUUAUUUUUUUGCAAAGUUUGGGACACUGAAAAAGGUGACCACCACCCCCCUUCCCACCCUCCCUCCCCCCAUUCCUGCUUCUUGGGGAAACAGCAGUACCAAGCCGUAAUUAUUGCUAAUUUAAUAAUUUUUGUAUCAUAGGUUUUUGAGUUGAGGUCUAAAGAGGAAAUGUCUGAAGAAUGGUUGAUUCAAAAGCUGAAGUUUUUCCGCUAGCCUUAAGUUUUUAUAAGUAUGCGAUA
Porites lobata is the source of this 20728-nucleotide messenger RNA. NCBI's taxonomy places the organism in Eukaryota, Metazoa, Cnidaria, Anthozoa, Scleractinia, Poritidae. The record is from the annotation of a GenBank genome assembly.